UGGGGGUGGGGGAGGGGGGUGGCCAGAGUGCUCUAUCCGUGCAGAGAUCAGUCGGCAUGUGGCAGCUGUUGGGCCUUUGGAACGGUUGAAGCAUUCAAAGCCCGUCUCUGUAUCAAGUCGGGCGGGAAGUUGAAGCAAUCGCUCUCUGAUAGCGAGAUGCUGUCCUGCUGCAACUUGUGGCAUGGAUGCUUGUUAUUUGACUGUAAUGGGGGCAAUCCUGUGAUGUCAUGGCCGUUCCUGAAUGGAAUCGUCACAG
Messenger RNA from Perkinsus marinus ATCC 50983, 256 nucleotides. RefSeq names its product cathepsin b, putative. NCBI's taxonomy places the organism in Eukaryota, Perkinsozoa, Perkinsida, Perkinsidae. Gene Ontology annotation, cellular component: lysosome. The annotation marks the transcript as partial. The transcript has 2 exons. The record is from RefSeq and is a predicted model, not a curated record. Gene Ontology annotation, molecular function: cysteine-type endopeptidase activity.